AUGUCGUCCCCAGCCACAGCGACGACGGACGUCCUGGUUCCCGCUUUGUAUGGCCUUCAGUCACUUCUUCCCCUAUCGACCGGGCUGUUCUACAUUGCGACAUCUGCUCUCAGCCGCAUACUCUCCACGGGCCGGGCAUCGUCGUCAUCAUCAUCAGUGCGAGUACCACGAGCUGUUCGCGGCGCUACACUAGCCUUGAUGCUAUGCCUCCUCUUCAGUUACAGCGCAGAUGCGGCACUGUUACUCCACGCGCACUUUUAUAGGAGACAGCACAUUUCUGAAAAUAGCAUUAUAUUCUCACUCGGAUCGAUCCUAGUAUGGACCCUUUUACUCGCCGGCUUCACCAACGGUGCCCCUUCACUCGGGCUUCCACUGUGGAGUUCUUGGGUAAUCUAUCUUGUUGGAGAGUCGAUCCUCCUUCUAUUUCGUUCAAGAUCAAACAACACGUUCCACAAAAUCACAUUUGCCUUGCAGGUAAUACGCCUUGUGGAUUUAUUUUUGCUCUGCCGUCUAGCAGCAUCACGAGUGUUCUAUAAAGACGUACCUUGGAGGUACGAUCAAGAGGACUCUAUAAGUGAUGCACACCGUCCUUUACUGCACGGUUCACGCUCAGGAAACAUUGCGGGUUAUUCCACUGUCGAUAAUAGCUCAGCCGGCGAUGUUGACACCAGUGACGAGUCCAACGCCAAGGAAGCCAAAUCUAUCUUGACACAGAGCUUGGAAAUUCUGAAGUUCGCACUCCCACUCUUAUGGCCCAAGGGUCGAUUCAGACUACAAUUACUAUUCAUAGGCGUUGGUCUCUGCCUACUUGCUGACCGUCUGCUCGUUGUGUAUGUUCCAGUUCAGCUUGGAAUAAUCACGAAUACAUUGGCGCAAAAGAACGUCCUUCCUUGGACGAACAUUGCCUUCCUUGUCUUUCUCCGACUACUUGAGUCAAGUGGUGGCAUCUCAGUUCUUAGGGCAUACAUGUGGUUGCCCUUGGAAAGACAUACUUAUCAACGGAUAGUAGUUACUGGCUUUGACCAAGUUAUGGAUCUUUCGUGUGAUUUCCAUGAUGACAAGAGUUCGGGAUCAGUGUGGCAUUCACUCGCUCGUGGAACUGUUAUUCGAAACGUGGUACGCACCGUCCUUUUUCAGCUUGGGCCAAUGGUGUCUGAUCUUUUCAUCGCGGUGACCGUACUUCAUGUAAUGUUUGGCGCCUAUAUGGGCCUAAUCACUGCGGCAGUGAUAGGGCUUUUCCUAUGGUCAUCUGGAAGGAUAGUUGCAUUGCAAAGAUCCAAACGCAAGGAGUAUAUUUCAGCCAUCGGAAAAGAAGUUAAUAUUCGUUGCGAAGCAACAAACAAUUGGUAUACCGCUACGUAUUUCAAUAAAGUCGACUUCGAGAAAGAUCGUCACUCCCUCGCAGUGGAUGACCGUCUCGGAUCCGAAAUGUCUGUCCGGAGAUGGCAUCAAGUGGAAGCCUUUGUACAAUCAUCGAUUCUGUCUCUCGGUUUAAUGGGUGCCUGUUUGAUUGCUGCAUACCAAGUCUCGAAAGACAUCAAGCCAGUCGGAAACUUUGUUAUGCUACUUGGAUAUUGGGCUCAGCUGUCCGGGCCACUUCAGUUUGUCUCUAGCGGGUUCACCUCUAUCACUCUCGAUUUGGUAGAUGCCGAGGAAUUCGUCACCCUGCUGAGAAAAGUGCCGUCCGUCACAGAUAGACCCGGCGCAAAGAGACUACGAAUUCAGCAAGGUGCUAUGAGCUUUAACGAGGUAACAUUUUCCUACGAUAAGAGGCGUCAAGCGCUUAAGAGCAUUCGUUUUGAGGUUCUGCCAGGACAGACAAUCGCGUUGGUUGGAGAAACAGGAAGCGGAAAGUCGACUAUUCUAAAGCUUCUCUUCCGCCUAUACGAUCCAGACUAUGGAUCUGUUGAAAUUGAUGGCCAAGAUAUUUCUGAUGUCUCCCUUCAAAGUCUUCGAGAGAGCAUAGGCGUCGUUCCUCAGGAUCCUGCACUUUUUAACGACACAAUAUUCAAUAACUUAAAGUAUGCAAAGGAAACGGCUACUGUUGAGGAAAUUCAUAACGCAUGUGCGGCAGUGAAGCUUCAUGAAAGAUUCCUCAGUUUCCCAGACGGUUAUGAAACCAAAGUUGGUGAACGAGGCGUCAAGCUUUCCGGAGGAGAACUCCAGCGUGUAGCAAUAGCCCGGGUGAUAAUCAAAAAUCCGAAAUUUGUACUUCUGGACGAAGCAACGAGCUCUGUGGAUAGUGAGACUGAGGCGCAUAUUCAACACAGUCUGGCGCAAUUAACCGCAGGGAGAACUACCCUAGUAAUAGCGCAUCGCUUAUCAACAAUCAUCAAGGCAGAUCAGAUACUGGUCCUCAAGGAAGGAAGUAUAGUUGAGCAAGGAGACCAUCAAAGUCUUGUCAAACACGGUGGAUACUACUGUCGGCUGUGGCAGCAGCAGGCUGGUCUUAAUAGUAAAACUCAUAAGACCGCCCUGAAGCCUGAUGCCCCUGAAUUCGUACCUAUGAAAAUGGCGAGAUGA
Molecule: messenger RNA, 2523 nt
Organism: Talaromyces atroroseus
Lineage: Eukaryota; Fungi; Ascomycota; Eurotiomycetes; Eurotiales; Trichocomaceae
Exons: 1
Coding region: 1-2523 (840 amino acids)
Biological process (GO): transmembrane transport
Cellular component (GO): membrane
Molecular function (GO): ATP hydrolysis activity; ABC-type transporter activity; ATP binding
Source: RefSeq, a predicted model, not a curated record